Panicum hallii is the source of this 618-nucleotide messenger RNA. Its product is annotated as RNA polymerase II transcriptional coactivator KIWI-like. The coding region runs from base 86 to 397 and encodes 103 amino acids. Gene Ontology annotation, biological process: positive regulation of transcription initiation by RNA polymerase II. The transcript is spliced from 4 exons. The record is from RefSeq and is a predicted model, not a curated record. Lineage: Eukaryota; Viridiplantae; Streptophyta; Magnoliopsida; Poales; Poaceae. Gene Ontology annotation, molecular function: transcription coactivator activity; DNA binding. Gene Ontology annotation, cellular component: transcription regulator complex; nucleus.
GAUCCACUUCCAGCGGGCCCCAGUCCACGAUCGAAGAAGCGGCACCUGGAAUCGGAAACCGGUUCGAACGCUCGAGAAAAUCAAGAUGUGGGGGAAGGGGAAGAAGCGCUUCGGCGGCGGGGGCGGGGGCGAGCCGCCGGCCAAGCGCCAGGCCGCCGGCGAGGAGGGGCCCUCUGAAUCAGCCGAAGACGGCACCGUCGUGGCCGAGAUAUCGAAGAACAAGAAGGUGUCGGUGAGGAGCUGGAAGGGCAAGGUCUACGUCGACAUGCGCGAGUUCUACGUCAAGGACGGCAAGACCCUCCCUACCCGCAAAGGUAUAUCACUCCAGUUGGAUCAGUGGAAGAUACUGAGGGACAAUAUCAAAGCCAUAGAUGAGGCUAUCAAGGAGAACACAUGAUAGGAGCCUUCGAUCUGGAUCACAUAGGGCAAUCGUUUGCAUGUUCUCUUCAGACGCCUGAUGUAUGCUAGUAUGCUUCAACGUUGCGCUUGUGCCACUUGACCAUCUGUUCUUGUUUUAGGUUGCUGCACGGCAAAGCUAUGUAGUCUGCACUUUGGACAUCCAGAUGACAUGUAGCCUUAAUGAAUGAGUUAGUGACUUGACUUGGUGUUCCCAAUUCA